GUCAAUGUCAACCAGCAUUGCGAUUAAUGCAAAACCCAGUUCCAGCUCCAGUAGGAAAUCCACCCAUUCAAAAUCCCGCUGAAAACCCAGCUCCAGAGGGCAAUCUCAUUUCGUUCGACGAAAACCUACCGACGCUCCAGCCAGCCCAGCUGAGAGAAGAAAAUGUGCCGGCAGUCGACCUUUUAACUGAUGAUAUUCCAGAUAUAAAAGCAAAGCCAAGUUCUAAUAUUCAAGGAGAACAAAAAAAGAAAUCAAUUUUAACGAUAGAUGAAUUAAUAAAAUGUGUUUCAAAACCGGGAAUUAAAAAUAAUAAAAAAAUUAGAUCAAAGCCUAUACCUAAAACAGAUGAAGAAUGGUAUGAUUUAAUAGAAACUGAUGAUGAAGAUAGCGAGCCAAGUGAUUCAGAAUAUGAUACAGCCGAUGAAGAUCCAAAUAUCUAUUUCGAAAAAAUCAAAAAUCCAUAUAUUAAUAGAAUAUCGGAAACUGAAAAAUUUAAUGAAGGAGAGGUAUGUGAUUACUAUGCAUUCGUGCCAAAAGGUUAUUAUGCAGAAAACGAGCCAUUAGGCUUCUUUGAAUCAAUUGAGGAAAAAAUUACUAAUGUAUAUAAAAGAGAAUUAGGUUUAAAAGGAGGAUUAAAGGUGAGAAUUGUAUUAUAUGCAAAUAUGAAGAAAAUUAAACCGGAAACACCAGAACCUAUAUAUAAAACUUUUCCAUUCAAGCAUGAAACAAUAGAAAUUAUUAGAGAAGAUCGAAUUAACGCAACUAUAGAAAAAGGAUAUAACGAAAUUAUAGACCAGAUUGAGGAUGAAGCAUUACAAGAAUCAGGAUGGGCAUUUGUUAGAGCAGAAGAGGUAUUUCUCGAAAUAAGCACAUUCAGACCAUUGCGAGGAAGUAGUUAUCUACCUUUACCAGAAGCUUUAGAUAAACCUCAACUAGGAUUAAUUAAUCCGCAAAAUAAAGAUGAUAAUGAGUGUUUUAAAUGGUGUAUAAGUGCAUAUCACACAAGAGAGGAAGCAAAAAAAGCUAAUAAAAAGCCACCGCAUCUUAAUGAAAUCCGGAGACUUAGACGAAAUGCUAAUAUAGCAAAUUAUAAAGGCAUAAAAUUUCCAGCAACAUUACACGAUAUAGAUAAAUUCGAGGAAAUUAACCCUAACUAUGCUAUUAAUAUAUUUAGGCCA
Molecule: messenger RNA, 1178 nt
Organism: Diversispora eburnea
Lineage: Eukaryota; Fungi; Glomeromycota; Glomeromycetes; Diversisporales; Diversisporaceae
Source: the annotation of a GenBank genome assembly